This is a messenger RNA of Aricia agestis (brown argus), 1301 nucleotides long. RefSeq lists its product as uncharacterized. Bases 225 to 1205 code for a protein of 326 amino acids. The transcript has 5 exons. The record is from RefSeq and is a predicted model, not a curated record. NCBI's taxonomy places the organism in Eukaryota, Metazoa, Arthropoda, Insecta, Lepidoptera, Lycaenidae.
UUUUAAAAUCGUCCUCAGUGAUAAACAGUUUAAACACAAUAUAAAUUUACAUUUUAAGCUGAACUAGAUCAUGUGAAACAAAUUUGAGAGUAAAGUUUCUUGUAUAGAAUAAGUAUGAGUCAUUGUUUAUGAGUAAUUAUUGUGCAAAACAAAAAUAAUUUUCUAAUUACACGACAGUCAAAUAAUUAUAAAAAUAUAAAUUAUCAAGAGCUUUAAAUAGAAAUAUGGGUGAUUUGAUUGAGUUUACAACAAGAUUGAAAUCGGAGAUACUCUUCUACAAAGUGAAUUUGGGUGCACUUCUGUUCUCAAUUAAAGGAGACAGCAAUGCGGUUAUUGGCCUGGCAGAGAAACCUCACCUCCCAUGUAUUUAUUGGCUUUACAUUGGAGCUAAUGGCUACAGCUACAUAAAGAAGUACCAGAAGAGUUACAAGCGUGUUGAUACUCGUGACAUUAUUGUGAGGGACGAGUACAAACACUUUUGGUUGGCAUGGAAUGACUGUAAAAUAAGAUUCGGUAAAAGAGGUGAUACAAAACCCAUUCUCAGCAAGACUAUCAAAGAAAACAAUUUAGCCUAUGUGACCUUUACAUCAUUUUUGCCAACUGACUUGUACUGGAGAUGCAUAAUGCCACCAUACAUUGAGAAACCCAUUACCGCAAAACUUACCGGUGGCGAGCCACAGUGGAUACCAGCUACAGACCAGUUGCCAGAUAACGCCCUCAUUGGGGGCUAUGAAAAUGAAACGCUAUACAUAAUACGUGCUCCACACAGAGGUUCUCUGGCAAGUGGUAAAUUUGUGCCAUCUGAAGGCGUCGGAUACAUUGCCUGGGGUGGGGCCGCACAUGAGAAAAACGAAUUUGAGGUCCUGAGUGGCUUCAACUGUAUAUGGCAGAAAACGCGCGAAAACAUUAUACCUGUUGGAGCGGUGGAAGCUGGCUACUCGGAGGAUUUUGAGAGAGGCAAGCUGUAUGUUGGCCGAGCUGAAUAUGAAGGACAUCUUAUACCAGGCAAAGUGCAGCCAAAAUACAAAUUGUGCUACAUACCGUACAAUGGUCGGGAAAUCGAACGAAACGAGUAUGAGAUAUUAGUGGUGCCAUACACCAACGAACGGAGUACCAGCGACAACUAUAUGGUGGAAGUGGACAUGAGGGAGUUUCAUGAAAAUGAGUUUGAUGAGAGUGAUUCUGAUAAUGAAUCUAUUAUGUGACUAUGGGCGUACCCAGGAUUUUAGGGGGGGCAGUACACCUGUUUCGAGAAGAUGGUCAAUCUGAUAUAUUGAAACAAAAGAUCAUGAAAAUUGACU